UCAAAUCUCCCCUACGGCAUCUCGCCACCGCCCCACCAUGGACGAUAGCGCCGGCGAAGCCGGCGGCCAAAUCCAGGGGCACGGGUGCAGUUCGUACCCCCUUUCAUUUCCUUCCCAGCCGCCGGACAUCAAGAACUGGUUCUCCAGCUACGAGUAUGAAUCGCCGGAGGUUCCGGAGUUGGUUGCUGAUCCUGCCGUCGAGAACGGCAGCGAGACCCAAGACCCGUUCGAGCAUCCAUUAUCCAAACAUUCGUUCCGGGAUGGCGGUAUUGCUUUGAGGGAAAAUUGUUUGGGAGAACAAUCUUUGCCUGAGGUUUUUGCUGGAAAAUAUUUGGUUCCGGUUGAUAAGAGUGCGACGAAGCCCGCCACCAAAAGGAAGCAAAGCCUGCGGACACUGUUUGGAGAGGGUUUUCUUGAUAAGGAUGAGGAAGCUGCUGAAACUGAAGGUCAGAGAUUGUUGCCUGUGCAGAGAAAUGCACUGGAGCCACCGUCAGAUUGCGUAGCAAGCUUACCUGAUACUAACCAAAGCCAGGAAUGGUCAGCUGAGCACAGCAAUUUGCUGGUGGAUUGUGAUGGUAUUAGUUCAGUUGAUACUCAAGAAAGCACCCCUGCAGAUCAGGAGGUUGAGUGCAGUAAACAGUCUGUUGAUUAUGAUGAUGCAAGCUUGUCCAAUAUUGAUGUUGGAGAAGGCUUUGCAGAAGAUGUCAUCCACCAAAUUGAACAGCCACUCAAUUCCAACGGUGCCAAUCUAGUUGCCACUGAGAAAAAUAACCAAGAUGGUGUGGAGCACACCUUACGUCCUGCUAGUCACAACAAUUUCAAUUUAGCUGAUACUCAAGAGAAUUCUCCACUAGAGGGAACUCGACACUGCAAGAUUGCAUUAUGCAGUAAAAGGCCACAAGAAACAGUUGCAUCAGAUGGUUUUAUAGCUGUCAAGAGAAAGGAGAAGCGACCUGAGGAAUGCAGAGUGAACGAAAUUCCUAGACACCCAAUGGGGAGGGAGAAGGAAAACGGAAAAUUACAAGAGAACAAUGGCAUUUCGGAGCAGAAGGUUUUGGACCAAGAGCAAACUAGACAUCCCUUGGCAGAUAGAACUAAUUUUUUGGAAGUAGCAGCAGCAGCUCCCGCACAAGAGGUCAGCAGGAAAUGGAAAUGCCCUCGCAAAGGCAAGCCCUUUGUUGGUCGUCCACUGAAGCAGCUCCGGUUGGAACAGUGGGUACGCCAAAUGAAUUGACAGUUCAACACUGGCAGCUUGGUCAGUAGAGUAUGCAUAAUAAACUUGAAGCCCAGAGUUUCUAGUUUGGUAUAGAUUGGACCAAACUUUCUGCACUUUUUUCAGCUCUACCAUCCCGUAGAUGUGCAUGCCAUACAGUAGAUCAUUUACACCUGUUGCAAUUUUAGUGCUGUUCCAUUUCGCAUGUUUAGCACCAGGGGACUAAGUUUCAGGUCGAACAGGCUUCAUAUUCUGUGAAUUAUUGUUUAGAAGAUGAAUUUCUGUGAAUCUGUUGAUGCUGCUGAGGAAAAAAACUGAUCCUGUAACUAUAAUGAAUUGGUUGUUCAUCCA
This is a messenger RNA of Setaria italica (foxtail millet), 1564 nucleotides long. RefSeq lists its product as uncharacterized. The coding region runs from base 38 to 1234 and encodes 398 amino acids. The transcript is spliced from 4 exons. Lineage: Eukaryota; Viridiplantae; Streptophyta; Magnoliopsida; Poales; Poaceae. The record is from RefSeq and is a predicted model, not a curated record.